Molecule: messenger RNA, 2155 nt
Organism: Juglans microcarpa x Juglans regia
Lineage: Eukaryota; Viridiplantae; Streptophyta; Magnoliopsida; Fagales; Juglandaceae
Exons: 1
Coding region: 708-1928 (406 amino acids)
Source: RefSeq, a predicted model, not a curated record
AUUAGUAGCAAAAGGAUAGUGCUAUUCGUCUGCACCUCACAUCUUUGAUCUUUUUACCAUUUCCGAAGGAAUCACGGAACUGAAACCCUGAUCGCACGCGUCAUGCUAACUCCUAAAUAAAGCAAACACCUUCCUCGGCAAACGACAACGCACAACUCAUCUCCUACUUCCUUGCCGCUCUUCUCUCCGAAUAAAUUCCUCUCCUUUUUCCUAUCUAUCCAACCUACCCAUCAAAGUUAUACACACACUUUCCGAGUUUCCACAAUCCCACUCUCUUUCUCGUUUUUCUCGUCCAUUUCUUCGCCUACUCAGGUCUGUGACAGUGGUUGGGUUUCAGACUUUUGGAUGAUCUAUUACUAGACAUCUUUGUGAAAUUUGAAAUGUAAAACGCCACUGAUCUGGGUUGGUGAAGAAUAACCACAGCUUAUGAAAAAAGACAUGGAGGUCGAGAGGAUGAGGCAGCUGUUUUUCCUUUGGUAUAGAAUCCGACGCACCCGUGUGGCCCUCGUGGGUGGUAACCACACUGCAUCCAGAUUUUGCACCCGUUAGAGUCCAUUUCUUUCCACUGUUUUCCUCAUAAUCUUCAACGUUUUGCACCUGGGUGUUCUCCCAAUUGGAGAAUCAAGCUCUUGUUCACAUAGAUCGGAUUUCGAGUUUCUGAGAACGUCUUCUGUUUAUAGAAUUUGAGCACAAAGGUCAAGGAAGUCAUGGAAUUGGCUCGUGGGCUUGGAGCCAAGACCGAAAACAAAAUGAAGCACUUGAAUGUUGGAAGAACGGGUAUCAAUUCCGAUACCCUAAUGGUGAUUCAGCUUCCCGAUUCACGGGUUUUGCGCGUUCUUUCUCGGUCAGUGUUCUUGGCAUUGGUUAUACUCACGUUGCCUUACGUCGUAUCUAUUAUCAGAGAACGGUCUGAAGCUAACAGUGGAUCUGAUGCGAUCAAUUCCAAUUUAUUGACUUCUGUUUUCCGAGAUUUGGCCAGUGAAGGCCUAUUGAGAAAGAACGAUAAGGCUCUCAUUGUGUGCCCCGGCAUCGCGAGAAUGAUUCAUAAUCUGCAGCAGCAUUUUCACAAUGGCGUGAUCGACGUGGUAAUGGAUUCUGAUCUGAAGGGACAAAACUCGAUCUCGGAAGAGGCAUUUGAUUUCGUGUUCACAUCCAGUAUCGUGGACACUAAAUUUGUCGACCGUGUUGUGAAGACUGGUGGAAUUGUGGCUGUUCCAUUGAGCAAUAACCCCAAAACCGGUUUCCGAAAGCAAUCUAAUUAUAGGAUCGUUUAUCUUCGGCGCUAUGAUUCCACCAUUAUGGCAUUAAGGAAAGUUGGUCCGUCCAAUGAGCAGGUGGAGUCCUCCACAAGGCGGCGCCUUUGCCAAAUGGCGUCGGAGGCCAAGAAGGCCAAGUUAGAGAGCCUUGAAGAUGUAUUGCUGGAGCCACCGAGAAGGGCUUUAAUGAAAUCAACCAAUUACUUGAAGAAAAUCAGGUUCCUGUCUGACUUGUUGGGGGAUACUCUUGAAGAUUAUAAGCGAAGAGUUUUCAUUGGUGUGGGCUUGGCUGAAGAGAAUAUCGGUGUAACUGAAUGGUUUCGGCAGAAUUAUCCAAAGAGGAACCAAGAAUUUGAGGUUUACAAUCUUGACCAGCCAGUGCCUGAAGAAGGGUUGAGCAGGGUGGCGGUUUCCGGCGUGGAGGUUUCAGAUUGGUUAAUGAAGAAUGUGAAGGAAGAGGAGUAUGUGGUGAUGAAGGCAGAAGCAGAAGUGGUGGAGGAGAUGAUAAAGAGUAGGAGCAUCUGUUUGGUGGAUGAAUUGUUUUUGGAGUGCAAGAAUCAAUGGUGGAAGGGUGGAGUGAGAGAUAAGGGCAAGAGGGCUUAUUGGGAGUGCUUGGCUUUGCAUGGAAGGCUGAGGGAUGAGGGAGUUGCAGUACACCAAUGGUGGGAUUGAGACUUGAGAGAGUGUGAGGUAUAUACCGAGUAGCCAUCUCCAUGGUGUGAUGGAUGUAAGAGUCCUCUGGGUUAUUUUUUUCAUUUGGUUGUGUUUUGUUUUGUUUUGAAUAAUCAUUUGGUUGAGUUGACACUGGAAUGCAAGGUGGUAUACUAAUGUAAUACAUGGAUAUCUGUGGUGCUUGAUCCACUUGUGUGUGGGGAUUAAAGUGGAGACUGUUUCUUUCU